Messenger RNA from Tachyglossus aculeatus (Australian echidna), 1173 nucleotides. RefSeq names its product olfactory receptor 56A4-like. The record is from RefSeq and is a predicted model, not a curated record. The transcript has 3 exons. Gene Ontology annotation, cellular component: membrane. Gene Ontology annotation, biological process: G protein-coupled receptor signaling pathway. Lineage: Eukaryota; Metazoa; Chordata; Mammalia; Monotremata; Tachyglossidae. Gene Ontology annotation, molecular function: olfactory receptor activity; G protein-coupled receptor activity. Bases 1 to 1173 code for a protein of 390 amino acids.
AUGUCAUCUCUCAGCAACAACUCCUUCAUUCAGCCCUCCGAAUUCCACCUCAUGUGCCUCCCUGGGACCCGGAGCCAUCAGCUCGGGCUCUCUGUGAUUCUGGCCCUGCUCUUAAUCGUGGCCCUGGGAGCCAACACUUUGCUCCUGCUGACCGUCUGGCUGGAGGAGUCUCUGCACCAGCCCCUGUACUACCUCCUCAGCCUCCUCUCCCUCCUGGACCUCAUUCUCUGUCUCACUGUCAUCCCCAAGGUCUUGGCCAUCUUCUGGUUGGGCUGGUGGUCCAUCAGCUUUGCAGGCUGCUUCUUGCAGAUGCUCAUCAUGAACAGCUUACUGCUCAUGGAGUCCUCUACCUUCUUGGUCAUGGCCUAUGACCGCUACGUGGCUAUCUGCCACCCACUGCGGUACCCAUCCAUCGUCACUGACCGUUUUGUGGCUAAGGCGGCCGUCUUCAUCGUGGCUUGCAACUUCCUGCUCCUGGCUCCUGUCCCCAUCCUCUCUGCCCGGCUACACUACUGCGGGAACACCACCAUAAGGAACUGUAUUUGUGCCAACCUUUCUGUGUCGAAACUGUCCUGUGGAAAUAUUACCCUCAACAAACUCUACCAGUUUGUGGUGGUUUGGACUCUGAUGGGCUCGGACCUGGGCCUCAUCACCCUCUCCUAUGCCUUCAUCCUGCGUGCCGUGCUGCGUCUGAAGGCCGAGGGGGCAGCGGCCAAGGCCUUGAGCACCUGCGGGUCCCAUCUCAUCCUCAUCCUUUUCUUCAGCACCAUCCUGCUGGUCCUGAUCCUCACUAAUGUGAUCAAGAAGAGAGUCCAUGCCAACAUCCCUGUCCUCCUCAAUGUCCUGCACCAUGUCAUCCCUGCUGCCCUGAACCCUAUUGUCUACGGGUUGCGGACCAAGGAGAUCAAGGAGGGGAUCCACAGGGUCUUGAGGAAGAUUGACUUUCCAAAACCAAACAUGUAUGUCCACACUGCUAGAAACAUCACCAGGAAUGUCAUCAGGUCCAGUGUUGGGGAGAUAGUGAGUGACAGGGUUCCUGCAACUCCCUCUAUGCCUCCACUCCCAUCUCCCCAUCACCCAGAGGCUCCUACAUUCACCAAGAUGGGCACCACAGGGAGGCACCCAGAGGGCCAGGGGUAUAGGCAGCAACAAGAGACCAGCAUGCAUCAGUGA